This is a messenger RNA of Gopherus flavomarginatus (Mexican gopher tortoise), 1813 nucleotides long. It is a transcript of the gene GPR160, whose product is annotated as G protein-coupled receptor 160. The coding region runs from base 454 to 1461 and encodes 335 amino acids. NCBI's taxonomy places the organism in Eukaryota, Metazoa, Chordata, Testudines, Testudinidae. The record is from RefSeq and is a predicted model, not a curated record. The transcript is spliced from 4 exons. Gene Ontology annotation, cellular component: plasma membrane; signaling receptor complex.
UCCUCCGCCAGGCCCGUCUCACUUCCCAGGGCGGGGCCCGGGGGGAGCCGGUCAGCCGCAGCGGCCCCCCAGGGAAGCUGGAGGAGCAGCCCCGAGCCCUCCGCGCGCGUGGCCAGAGCGGCACGGGACAGCGCCGAGCGGGGAGCUGCGCGGCAGCCCCGUGCGGGGCUGAGGGGAAGGAGGCUGGGGCGCAGCGAGCCACUUCUCCCGGGCUGCCCGGCGAGGAGGCAGCGUCUGCAGGGCAACUAUGGACCAUGCUUUCAAGAAACAGGAGGCUCUUUAAUAAUGAUGAUAAGGACAGUUGAUCUUACCACAUCCUGAUUAUCUAGGAACAAUGGAGGAGAGCUAAAUGACUUCUUCCAGAGGACAGCCUAAGCAUGAGGAUGUUACCAUGCCGAUGUAUGAACAACUGUGUCCUGUAAGAUUUAUUUUGCUGGCUCUUAUCCUUGAAGAAUGGCUGCCAUGUCUUGUGCAAAUUGUUCCCUUCAGUACUACAGCCAACUCAAUCAACCUCUUGAAGCUAGCUGUAUGCUGCUCCUGAUUAUGCUUGGAAAAGUGUCGCUCAAUCUCUUCAUGUUGGGAGUUAGAAGAUGGGAUGUAAAACAAAGUUUUAUGGGAUAUUUCUGUAUUUCACUGGCACUCCUUGACUUCACACUUCUGGUGAAUAUAGCUUUCAUCUCCUAUUUUGAGGACUUUGCACUUUGGGGUGUGAGAUUUACCAAGUACCACAUUUGUCUGUUCACUCAGAUAAUUUCCCUUAUGUAUGGUGUCUUGCAUUACCCAGUUUGUCUCGUGUCUGUUCUGGAUUAUUACAUGACUAUAGCUCAAACCCCUAAACCUGUUAGCAUAGGUCAAAGACUACUUUAUAUACUUGCUGUGAUUUUUAUGUGGAUUUCAGUCCUCUUUUAUAUUCUGAAAGUUCCAGCUGUUUCUGCUGAAUUAGAAAUACAGAACCACUUUUUUACAUGCCCUUUCUAUAUCAGUGUUCAAAGCUACUGGCUAUCAUUAGCCAUGCUAUUUGUUAUAGGUGUGGCUCUGGUGAUUUGUUGGUCGGAAGUUAUAACUAUGGUGCGGUCUGUCCGGAUUAUUUCCUUGACAAGUGUGACUGUUUUAAUCUUCUCAUAUGCAUCUGACUGUGAUUGCACUGUCUGUAAAAAGCAGCUUUUGACAAGACUCCUCAUCUGCUUUCUUGGCACUUGGACACCUUUUGUUUUCCUUCAGAUGAUCAUCUUGUUGCUUGGUGCUCAGAUUCCAGCCUACAUGGAGAUGAAUGUCCCCUGGCUAUACUUCAUAAACAGCUUUCUAAUCGCAACAGCAUACUGGUUUAGGUGUCAUGACAUUCAAUUGACAGCGGGGAUGUGGUCUGCAGAUCCAUUUGUCAGCUGGAAAUUCUGCUUCAUCCCAUUUAACAAUCAAAAUACAGAGCAAGCUGAAAAGCCAGGCACAGUAAUCAUCUGUUAAUAAACUGCUGUGUGAAAAGGAUACAAAUAAGAGCUGUGCAUCAGAGGUGUCUGACUCUGCUAUUUUGAUGUCCUCUGUGAACACAUGUAAAUGGAUUAUACAAGGAAAUUCCUCAAACUACAAUAUGAAGAAAAAUUCACCAAAAUUCUCCAAUGUAUAAUGGAAUAUUGCACUAUAGUGUGGAAUACUGAACUGUUUUCCAAGCUAGACUUCAAAUAAAAAUGGGUGCUUACUGCACAAAAUAUUUUAAUGGAAUGUGUUAUAUAUUCAAAAUAUAGUUGAAAACAGGUAAAUAAAAAUGUCCAGUACUUCUGCAAAAAACUGCCUGAUUUUAACAUUAAAUGCUAAUAAA